This is a messenger RNA of Morone saxatilis (striped sea-bass), 1644 nucleotides long. It is a transcript of the gene glulb, whose product is annotated as glutamate-ammonia ligase (glutamine synthase) b. The coding region runs from base 1 to 1122 and encodes 373 amino acids. The transcript has 6 exons. NCBI's taxonomy places the organism in Eukaryota, Metazoa, Chordata, Actinopteri, Moronidae. The record is from RefSeq and is a predicted model, not a curated record. Gene Ontology annotation, cellular component: cytoplasm. Gene Ontology annotation, molecular function: glutamine synthetase activity.
AUGGCCACCUCAACAAGUUCAAAACUGAACAAAGCUGUUAAACAGCAGUACAUGGAUCUCCCUCAGGGGGACAUGGUCCAAGCUAUGUACAUCUGGAUAGAUGGGUCAGGAGAGGGAGUGCGCUGCAAGACCAGAACUUUGGAUUUUGAACCCAAGGCGAUCGAGGAUCUUCCCGAGUGGAACUUCGAUGGCUCCAGCACCGACCAGUCAGAGGGCUCCAACAGCGACAUGUUCCUGAUCCCUGCGGCCAUGUUCAGGGACCCGUUCAGGAAAGACCCCAACAAGCUGGUGCUCUGUGAGGUGCUCAAGUACAACCGCAAGCCAGCAGAGACCAACCUGCGACACACCUGUAAACAGAUCAUGAGCAUGGUGGAGAAUAACCAUCCGUGGUUCGGCAUGGAGCAGGAGUACACUCUCCUGGGAACAGAUGGACAUCCCUUCGGCUGGCCCUCCAACGGCUUCCCAGGUCCACAGGGGCCUUAUUACUGCGGAGUGGGAGCAGAUAAGGCGUACGGGCGAGACGUAGUGGAGGCGCACUACAGAGCCUGUCUGUACGCUGGGGUUCAGAUCUGUGGCACCAAUGCUGAAGUCAUGCCAGCUCAGUGGGAGUUUCAGGUUGGGCCAUGUGAAGGUAUCAACAUGGGGGACCAUCUGUGGGUUGCUCGCUUCAUCCUUCACAGAGUGUGUGAAGAUUUCGGUGUGAUCGCGUCCUUUGACCCCAAACCAAUCCCAGGGAACUGGAACGGCGCCGGCUGCCACACCAACUUCAGCACAAAGGAGAUGCGAGAAGACGGCGGACUGAAAGUGAUCGAGGAGUCGAUCGAAAGGCUGGCAAAGAGACACAGGUACCACAUCCGGGCCUAUGAUCCCAAAGGUGGGCUCGACAACGCCAGGCGCCUCACCGGUCACCACGAAACCUCAAACAUCGACGAGUUCUCGGCUGGCGUGGCCAAUCGUGGCGCCAGCAUCCGCAUCCCUCGCGCAGUGGGGCAGGACAAAAAGGGCUACUUCGAGGACCGCCGUCCGUCCGCCAACUGCAACCCAUACAUUGUCACAGAGGCCCUGGUGCGCACAUGUUUACUCAAAGAAGAGGGAGAGCAGCCCACAGAUUACAGCAAAUGAACAGUGUAAGACCAAGUGUCACUACCAGUACUGUAUUUAGCCAUGUCUAUUUCAAGACUUUAUGGAUGGAUUGAUCUUUACCUUUUUGAAUUUUUUUUACUUGACAGAUGAAAUAAUAACUGAGGUAUUCCUGCAUUCUUUGUGCAUUCAGUUGUAUGGUCUUUAUCUCUGGCACAAACACUGCCUUUUUGCCAAUGCAUUUAGUCACUGUGUCAUGGUAGCUGAUGAUUUGUAUAGAAUUACAUUGUUGUAAUGUGUUUAACUUUGUACUAAUGAAAAAUGCAAAAAAAGUGCAGCAGGAUUUUGCUGUCGAUCUUGACUCUGACCCAAAGGAUCCCAAAGGCAUUUGAAUGUGUUAAGCAGCCUUGUCUCAAUGUCACAAUGGUGGUUUUAUCAUGUUGUGGAUAUGUAAGGUCAUGUAAGCCUACUUUUUUAUGGUUUUCUUUUUUAAUAAUGCAUGUCUGUUUUUUCACUUGUGGUUGUCACGUGCAGAAAAACUUUAAUAAACAGCUAACAUUUUUA